Molecule: messenger RNA, 1031 nt
Organism: Merops nubicus (carmine bee-eater)
Lineage: Eukaryota; Metazoa; Chordata; Aves; Coraciiformes; Meropidae
Product: coiled-coil domain-containing protein 113-like
Exons: 8
Biological process (GO): cilium assembly
Cellular component (GO): axoneme; ciliary basal body
Source: RefSeq, a predicted model, not a curated record
CUCGACCCCGUCCCCCUCGCAGCCUUGCCGUCGCCCUGCUCCGAACCGAGGUGGAAGUGUUCGAGAAGUGGUACCGCAAGCUGCAGCCGAGCGUCCCGUCCGUCCAGCCCCCGCCCGAGGCUCAGGAUCCCCCGCCCGAGCCGGCACAGACACGUAGCAGGUACAGAUCCAGAUUGCACAGUUCGAUGGACUCUUUUGUAGGCCUGACAGUGGAGCAGAAAUGUGAGCUUGCUGAGCGGGAGCUGACUGAGGUGAAGGAUGAGAUUCAGAGGAUAAAGGAGGACUCAGAGCAGACCUUGCAGAACCUCGAGGCAGUAAUUGAAGAAGCAGAUGUUUGGUGGGCUGGUAUUAAGAAAGCCAUCAGUGACUUUGAGAAAGACAUCAUCAGUACCAUCUCCAGCAAGAAAGGGAGUAUCACAGCUUCUGAAAAGCUGCUGAGAUACAUGGAGGAGAAGAACCGCCAGAGGGAUCUGCUGAGAGAGAAGUUGUGGUCCAAAAAUUAUUUACUCAAGGGUUACAAGAAGAAGCUGCAGCAGCAGCUCAGGCAGAAGGAGCAGAUGGGAGAGAGACUCUGUGAGGUCUCUUUGCAGCAGCUGCAGGUUAAAAAUGCCCAAUACAAGGAGAAGAUUGAUGAGAAGAACCAGGAGCUGCUGCAGCUAAAACUGGCCUUGGGGAAAGCUGUCCAAGUCCUCAACUUCUAUAAAAAGAAGCUGCAGGACACCAUGGAAACAUCCAUGUCUCUGAUGAAAGACGUCUCCCAGAGGAAGGAGCUGCUGGAGAAAGCUGAAAGAAAAGUUGCUCUGGUGGAGGAGCAACGAGCCAAAGCUGAGGGUGCGAAUGGGCAGCUGCGGACCCUGCUCUCGGACUACACCGUCCCCCCUGUGCUGAGUUACGUGCAGAAGAAGAUGGAUCUUACCGACCUCAAAAACAGCCUCAAGGCUUGGGAGAGGAGGGCGGCAGUGACUGAGAUGUCCUUGCAAACCUACCGCAGAGCAUGGAACCAGGUCAAGAGGUCAGGUAACCAGCACUAG